Messenger RNA from Carya illinoinensis, 2921 nucleotides. Its product is annotated as wall-associated receptor kinase 2-like. Gene Ontology annotation, cellular component: plasma membrane. Gene Ontology annotation, molecular function: ATP binding; calcium ion binding; protein serine/threonine kinase activity. Gene Ontology annotation, biological process: protein phosphorylation; cell surface receptor signaling pathway. Bases 94 to 2355 code for a protein of 753 amino acids. The transcript is spliced from 3 exons. The record is from RefSeq and is a predicted model, not a curated record. Lineage: Eukaryota; Viridiplantae; Streptophyta; Magnoliopsida; Fagales; Juglandaceae.
AUCAGACCUAGCUAGCUAAUUGCUUGAGUCCAUCAAUUCUCUGAACAGUGAGAAAACAACUCGAAUCCCUUGAUUCUCUGAACAGAGGGAGCAAUGGCGGCUUUCGGUAGGAUGCUCUUGUACGUGGCAUGUGUUGUUGUGAUGUUAUCGAAAAUGGCAGCAGCAGCUUCAUCAGCCAAGCCAAACUGCCCGAAUUGGUGUGGAAAUGUUGAGAUCCCUUAUCCAUUUGGCACAACGGAAAAUUGCUACCUUAAUGAUAAUUAUUUUAUCAAUUGUAGCAAUUCCCAACCACUGUGGGAAAAUCAUUUUGUCACCAACAUUUCUAUCCAAGGCGAGCUUGAAAUCUCGAUGUUUAUAGCCCGACAAUGUUUCCGAGAUUCGAGUGGUGUGCCUGUGGUUGACAACAACAAGCACUCUCUCACUUCCCGCACUUUCACAAUUUCCAACACCAAAAACCAGUUCGUCGCUGUCGGCUGUGACACUUACGCCUACCUCAAUGCUUACCGGAACAAUGAAUACUUCAGAAUUGGCUGCAUGUCUAUUUGUCAAAGUCUUAGGAAUGUUGUCAAUGCAUCUUGCUCUGGGAUUGGGUGUUGCCAUGUUGACAUCCCAACAGGAUUGAAGAACUUUACUUUGGAAGUUCAUAGCUAUAACAAUCACACAAAUGUCUCUAAAUUCAACCCAUGCAGCUCUGCUUUUAUGAUUAAACAAGAUUACGAGUCCAAAUUUUCCUCUGCUUAUCUUGAAGAAAUAUUGCUAAAGCCUAAUGAUACUUUUCCAAUGGUUCUUGAUUGGGCAAUCGGUAAUGAAACAUGUGAAACUGGUCGGAGAAAGCCGGAUUACGUUUGUGGACAGAACAGCGCAUGCUAUGAUUCCAAAAAUGGUGAUGGGUACCGUUGCAAGUGCAACAAAGGUUAUGAAGGAAACCCAUACCUCCAUGAAGGUUGCCAAGAUAUUAAUGAGUGCCUGCAAGUUCCAAAACCUUGCCAUGCUAAAGCAAAAUGCAUGAACACUCAUGGGAGUUUCAGUUGUACUUGUCGCGAGGAUUACAAAGGCGAUGGAAAGAUGAAUGGAACAGGUUGCAGUCCUAAAGUCAGCCAUUUCAAGAUCAUCAUUAUUGCACUAAUUGCUAUUAGCAUUGGCCUUAUGGUAUUGUUUGUGGGAGGUUCUUCACUAUAUUGUGGACUAAAAAGAAGAAAACUCUUCAAGCUGAAAGAGAAAUUCUUCCAACAAAAUGGCGGCCUGUUGCUACAACAAAAACUCUCGAAUGAUAGAACUUCCAUGCAGGCGGUCAAAAUCUUUAGCAUAGGAGAACUUGAAAAGGCUACAAAUAAUUAUGAUGAGAGUAGAGUCCUUGGCCAAGGAAGCUAUGGUACUGUCUAUAAAGGAGUCUUACAAGAUAAUAAACUGGUCGCCAUUAAGAAAUCAAAAUUUUGUGAUCAAAACCAAAUUGAACAAUUUAUUAAUGAGGUGAUUGUACUUAGCCAAAUUAACCAUAGAAAUGUGGUUAAGCUAUUAGGUUGUUGUCUAGAAACAGAAGUGCCAUCACUAGUUUAUGAAUUCAUCACAAAUGGGACUCUUUCGAAUCACAUUCAUGAUAAAGUUCUAUCAUCCUCACUCUCAUGGGAAAAGCGCUUGAAGAUAGCAAUAGAUACUGCAGGAGCACUUGCAUACAUGCAUUUCUCAACUUCCAUGCCAAUUAUACAUAGGGAUGUGAAGCCUGCAAAUAUACUUUUAAAUGAUAAUUAUUCAGCAAAGGUGUCUGACUUUGGAGCUUCAAGAUUGGUCCCACUUGAUCAAACACAAUUACUUACUUUGGUACAGGGAACUUUGGGGUAUUUAGACCCAGAAUACUUUCAUAGUAGUCAACUUACCGAAAAAAGUGAUGUCUACAGCUUUGGUGUUGUUGUGGCUGAGUUAUUGACGGGUAGGAAGGCAAUUUCUUUUGAUGGACUUGAAAUUGAUAGAAAUCUAGCUAUGUACUUUAGUUCUGCAGUAAAAGAGGAUCGCUUACGUCAAAUUCUUGUGGACGAUCUUGUAAGUGAUGGUAAUAUUUAUGAGAUAAAUAAAGUUGCUAAUCUUGUAAAACGGUGCUUAAGUGUUAAAGGGGAAGAUAGGCCUACAAUGAAGGACAUGGCAAUGGAGCUAGACGGGUUGAGAAGUAUGGAGAAGCAUCAAUCGGGAAAAGCAUAUCUAUGUACAGAAGAGACUGACUAUUGUGUCACCGCACCUGCAGUACACUAUUUCAACAUUGGUGUCAAUGAUGGUUGUUCUUCUACUUCUACCAGUACAACUGUUGGAUAUAAGAUUAGUAUGAGAACCCAAGUCUCGAAACCAUUGGAUGAUGAUAGAUGAUCGUGCAUUACUCCGGGUCAAUAUAUUUUCAUGUGUUAUAUCUCAAUCUUCAUGCUGCCUUCCUUUUCUUUCUCUCACUAGACUUCAUUAUUUCUAUUGGACUUUUCUUAGAAGUGUUUAAAAUGAUGUCUUGGAGUUAUCUUUCAUUUUAUCUUUUGUUACGUAUUUGUAUAUAUAUUAAUAUGACCCUCCUUUAUGUUAUGUUAUCUUGUCACAUUAUAACUAGCUUGUUUUCUUACCAAGCCAGUAUAUAGCUCGUCGUUUGUUCUUUUUUCCCGUACGUACAUUUUAUUGUCCUGCGCGCAUGGUCUUGCCCGGCCCAUAAAUUAGGUAGAUUUAUCUCCUAAUUACCUAGCUACUUUCUUCUGACCUGGCAUCCAUGCACCAUGUUGGUUAAGUUAAAAGAAUAUUGUUACUAAAAUAUGAAAUUCAUUGCAUGCACGUGGUUCGUGGUCAUAAUUAAUUUUAAAGAGCUGAAAUAAAAUUCGUUUAGGACAUAUAAUUUACACUACUAUAAAGAGCUAUAUAUCCCUAUAUACUAAACGCAUGCAUAUUCAUUCUAUUCU